This is a messenger RNA of Pipistrellus nathusii (Nathusius's pipistrelle), 693 nucleotides long. Lineage: Eukaryota; Metazoa; Chordata; Mammalia; Chiroptera; Vespertilionidae. The record is from the annotation of a GenBank genome assembly.
AUGGAGUUCUCUGCAGCCUCUGCCCACAGAGGACUUGUCCCCUGGCUGGGACUCCUGCUGACUGGCUUCCUCUUAGCCUUCUGGAUCCCGCCCACGACUGCGCGAUUUACUCUUGACUCAAUCAAUGCUGCUGAAGGGCAGGAUGUGAUUCUACGUGCCAGCAAUAUGCCUCCUGGUGUUGCAGGCUUCAUGUGGUACAGGGGACUAGAGAUUAAGUUCUCUAAUUUAAUUGGGAUUAUUGCAUGGCAAUUAAGUCGACAAAUAACAGGUCCCAAAUACACUGGUCGAGAGAUAGCAAAACUUGAUGGAUCCCUGAUCAUAAAAAAUGUCACUCCGAGGGACAUAGGAAUGUACUUCGUAGUAGCCAUUCUUCCAAAAUCAAGAGAAGUAGCAUUUGGACGGCUCAAUGUAUACCGGCCACUGAGUGUGCCCACACUGCUAGCCAGCAACACCACAGUCACAGAGAAUGAGGAUGCGGUGGUCAUGACUUGCUACACAGAUGUGUAUUCCAUCAACUGGUUAUUCAAUGCUACAAGUAUGCAACUCGGGGAGAGGAUGAAGCUGUCCCAGGACCACAGAACCCUCACCAUAGACCCUGUCCGGAGAGAGGAUGCUGGAUACUACCAGUGUCAAGUCUUCGACCCCAUCAGCUCCAUUGAAAGUGCACCUGUAGAGUUAGAUGUCAAGUACUAG